Molecule: messenger RNA, 1966 nt
Organism: Amphimedon queenslandica
Lineage: Eukaryota; Metazoa; Porifera; Demospongiae; Haplosclerida; Niphatidae
Exons: 3
Coding region: 57-1877 (606 amino acids)
Biological process (GO): signal transduction
Molecular function (GO): protein binding
Source: RefSeq, a predicted model, not a curated record
AUUGGUUGUACAUUAUUGAUUCUGGAGGUCAGCCAGCAUACCAGGAGCUGUUGCCAAUGUUUGUUAGAACAGCUUCUCUCAAUAUCAUCACUCUUGAUCUCUCCCAACUUCUCGAUAAAAAGCUUGAUUUCCAAUACAGGAUUGGACGGGAGACAUUUUCUUGUGGUUUAAACUUAAAGUAUUCAAAUCGAGAUUUCUUUUUAUCGGCAGUUUCUUCUGGAGCCAUUUUAAAACCAAUCGAUGUCCCUCAUAUCCUUGAAACACCUUCACAUCCAAUGCAUUUUGUGUUAGGCACACAUUAUGAUCUCAUAACUGAAGACAAGCUUAAGGAGAUGAAUAAAGAGUUGAUGUCUUCAUUGAAGCCUGACGUAGAUUAUGUUAUCCCUAAUAUUCAUGGAGAGUCUAUCAUAUUUCCUGUUAAUACACUAGUACCUGAAGAUGAAGGAAGAAUGAAAGCAGGGCAGGAUUUAUGUCAGUCAAUAGCAAAUUGUGGAGGCACUUCUCUUAAAAUGAAUAUGCCAAUUCGUUGGUUUGCAUUUGAGCUUUGGCUGCAAAAAAUAGCAGAAGACAAAAGCUGCAGUUUUCUCAUAAUAGAUGAAGUUAUAUCUGCUGGUAAAGCUCUUCAAAUGAGUGAGAAUGAUACCAAGGAUGCCUUACAGUAUCUCCAUAAUGUUACUAUUAUCCUUUAUUAUCCUGAUAUCUUGCCACAGUUAGUUUUUGUUGAUCCUAAGCCUAUUCUUGAGGUUCUAUCACGUCUAUUAGCUCUUACUUACGUUGAAAGGAAAGCACUACACUUAAUAGCCAACCCUGUUCCUCUACAGGAAGUUAUAAUCAAGCUUCACUAUUUUGGUUUGUUUAAAGAGAAACUCUUAACGAAUCAUUUCAAAUUCCUUUUUUCUCCACCUCAUUUUGAGCCGUCUCAUUUACUUAAGCUCCUUAUUCAUCUUCGUAUCAUUGCCAGUGGAGAAGAUGGAGAUUAUUUCUUUCCUUGUGCUUUGCAGUCAUACACUGAGCCACCUGAACCUCAAACAGAUAUUAAACCACUUCUUAUAGUCUGGCAGGAUAAUGAUGGUAUCAAUACUCUUCCAGUUCCUCAGGGAAUGUUUUCUCUAGUCAUUACUCACCUCCUCAGUCACAAUAAAUACCCCUGCAAGGUAAACUUUCCUCCAUUGGAGCCACUGUACUACAGGUAUCGUGAUGCGCUGUCUUUAUGGAUUUUUAUUAAAAGGAAACGUUACACACUUCACAUAAUCAAUCACUACACACACAUUGAGGCUUAUUUUGAUGAGUCAGUUCAAAAAGCAAAGCCAAUAUGUCCUUAUAUUUGUGAGCUAGUCAUGAAGGCUGUCAGUGACAGUGCUGAUGCCAUCAAUGUUGAACGCAAUCAUGUCACUGCAUUCUCUUGUCCUAAUGAAAAGGAAAAGAGCUGUUACUGUGUCAUAGAAGAAGACCAUUCCAUCAAUUGUACACUGUGCAAAAAGUCAGCAGAUAUCAGUGGUGACAACUACUGGUGCUGGUUUGACUGUGACACUACAAUGAUAACCUCAGUGGCUGCAUAUUCAGGAUGCUCACAAGCACUCAAUGUAUGUGAUUUAGAUGAUAUCCUUACAGACUUGAAGGGUGGUCACUAUUAUAGUAGCAAUUGGAAGGAGCUAGGACUCAAACUUGGGUUAUAUGAUAAUACACUGAGUACUAUAGAGUCAAGUAGUUCCUCUGAAGUUGAAGACUGCCUUAGGAAGUGUAUUGCUAAAUGGUUGCAAAGAGCUGAUGGGGUAGAUAAUAAAGGAGCAGCAACCUGGACCACACUGGUUAAAGCUCUUGAACAAUGUGACAGCAAGCCAACAGCUGAACACAUCAGGUGUAAAAGAAAGUGUUGAUCAAUCCCAGACUGAUGAUAGUGAACUGUGUCCACUAACAAUUAAAUAGAAUAAAAUAUCUUGCUAGAGAGAAUGCAUGUAUGCCCCUU